Gryllus bimaculatus (two-spotted cricket) is the source of this 357-nucleotide messenger RNA. The record is from the annotation of a GenBank genome assembly. Lineage: Eukaryota; Metazoa; Arthropoda; Insecta; Orthoptera; Gryllidae.
AUGCAUGCGGGCCCUAGAGCUCACCUCAAUUUGAGCCAAUCGCACACUUCUGGGAUCUACAUCGCUAAGCAACAAUCAGCUCACGUCGGUGCUGAAGGAUGCUUUUCCUGUUCUGCCAAACCUCACGAAGCUCCGUCCACGCUGUUGCGCUUAUGUCAUUCUUCUCCUUUCUGCACUGUCGAUCACACUGGGCUCUUAACCAUACCUCCGUCCCUAACUCCUUCAGCCACUAGAGCUCUUCAUCCAACGAAAAAUGGUCGACCACCGCUCGAUUAUCAUAUCUGGCGAGUGUCCUUCACAAUGUACCAGCUAGCUGUGUUUGCAAUUGACGCGUCUGCUGUCAAAGCAUUAGUUUAA